AUGGGGUCUGAAAUGAAGUCAGCCCCUGUACUGUCGACAUCCGAUGAACGAAUUCUCGAAGAAACUGCCCCAGUCGCUUCGCGGGACCCGGCAGCCCCGGUGUCGGACGACGAGCUCUCCAUUACGUACGAUAUCGAGCGCACAUUGAAGGAGAUUCGACAGGCCCGUUACAAACGAAUUGCUCUGCAGUUUCCAGAUGACAUGCUUCCGGAUGCCCCGCGGGUAUUUCAAAUGCUCAGCCGGGGCCUGGACCAUGAUGAAGUCGCCAAUGCCAAUGGUAACCAGACCAACGGUGGCGAUACCGAUGGCCUGGCUCACUCGGUAUCCGAGCUUCAAGUGGAAGAUAAGACAGGGACUUGGUCGCCUCGAUUGACCAUUUUGGCCGAUACAUCUUACGGUACCUGCUGUGUCGAUGAAGUUGCCGCAGAACAUGUGGACGCAGAUGCGGUUGUACACUACGGGAGGUCAUGUCUGUCGCCAACAGCACGGCUGCCCGUGAUCUACGUUUUCACUCACAAGGCCCUACCUCUAGAGCCUGUGGUCCGCGCAUUCAGGGAAACAUACCCUGACCUAACGACGAAGGUGGUCAUCGCAGCUGAUGUAACCUUCGCGGACCACGUUCCUACAGUAUAUACUCGGUUGGUGGAAGAGGGAUACACCAAUCUAUACGCAACAGAAAUUGUCCAUGAGCCUUCCUCCGCUAUACCCAACCGAACCGUCCCCAAGUCGGUCCAAGAUGCGCCCGAGACACUGGCCGAUUGGCAGCUAUUCCACAUCUCCGAUCCUCCAACGGCUCUCAUGAUGACACUUGCGUCUCGCGUUGCUGCAAUUCACAUCUAUCCCACCAAUGACCUGUCCAACGAGAAUGUCAAGCCCCUGCCUGCAUCUACUGCUGCCGUUUUGCGACGUCGUUAUGGCACUCUUGCCUCCCUGACGACGGUUCCCAUUUGGGGUAUCCUCAUCAACACGCUCAGUGUGAAAAAUUACUUGCACAUUGUCGAGCAUGUCAAAGAGCGCAUUGCCGAAGCAGGCAAGAAAAGCUACAUGUUUGUCGUUGGCAAACUAAAUGCGGCCAAAGUCGCCAAUUUCAGUGAGAUUGGUGGCUGGGUGGUGAUUGGUUGCUGGGAAAGCUCUUUGGUGGACAGCACAGAUUUUUGGAAGCCAGUCAUUACUCCAUUUGAAUUGGAACUUGCCUUGAAGGAUGAUUCAGCUCGGGUGUGGACAGGCGCAUGGCAGAGUGACUUCCAGGCCGUUCUCGACCAACCGACUGAGGCUGGUGGAGAUGGCAACGAUGAGCAAGGGACUAAUGCAGCCGUGUCCGAUGAAGAUGACAUGUCAGAACCCGAAUCGGCACCGCCCGAGUUUGACCUGCGCACCGGUCGAUACGUCUCACAUUCCCGUCCGAUGCGGGAACCUGCGUCCCGUGCUUCUCAGAUCGAUGGAUCAUCCACCACCGGCCCAUCCGCUGCUAGGGCCCUGGCUCGCCGAGCUAAGGGGGAUUUGGCUAUGAUCGGCGGCGCCGUUUCACCUGGCGCUGAAUUUUUGCGGUCGCAACGGACAUGGAAAGGAUUGGGAAGUGAUUUCGAUAUUCGAUAUGAUGAGGAAGAUGAAGAAGAUAGUACAUUGGUUAAGGAAGGGCGCAAGGGCAUUGCUAGGGGAUAUACUGUAGGAGAAACGACGGAAAAGCAUUAG
Penicillium soppii is the source of this 1692-nucleotide messenger RNA. RefSeq names its product 2-(3-amino-3-carboxypropyl)histidine synthase subunit 1/2. Gene Ontology annotation, biological process: protein histidyl modification to diphthamide. The coding region runs from base 1 to 1692 and encodes 563 amino acids. The transcript has a single exon. NCBI's taxonomy places the organism in Eukaryota, Fungi, Ascomycota, Eurotiomycetes, Eurotiales, Aspergillaceae. Gene Ontology annotation, molecular function: 2-(3-amino-3-carboxypropyl)histidine synthase activity. The record is from RefSeq and is a predicted model, not a curated record.